This is a messenger RNA of Durotheca rogersii, 942 nucleotides long. Its product is annotated as UbiA prenyltransferase family. The record is from RefSeq and is a predicted model, not a curated record. The coding region runs from base 1 to 942 and encodes 313 amino acids. The transcript has 2 exons. NCBI's taxonomy places the organism in Eukaryota, Fungi, Ascomycota, Sordariomycetes, Xylariales, Xylariaceae. Gene Ontology annotation, molecular function: transferase activity, transferring alkyl or aryl (other than methyl) groups. Gene Ontology annotation, cellular component: membrane.
AUGACCCUACAGACAUACCGGCCCUGGAGGCGAUUCACAUUUCUUAUAACCGUCUUCUGGCUUCUGACGAAGGACGAUUCCGCGACCUUUGUGGUCCCUAAUACGAUCUUCGGUUUGUUUGGCGCCCUCGCGGGUCCGACACUCGCCAAUCCUUCAAACGAUGCCCCCGACGUGCUGCUUCGCCUCCCGCUCGUCGUCCUCUUCAACUGGUCUAACCUGCUGGUAUUCGGCCUUGCCAACCAGCGCCUUCCCGAGUCGGCGCUAGGGGAUUCCCUGAACAAGCCCUGGCGGCCCGUUCCCAGCGGCCUGAUUACCGGCGUCCAAGCCCGCCGGACGAUGCUCUUCUCCAUCCCCGCCGUUCUCGUUGGCAACCACUUCUUCCUGGGCGCUGGGGCGGAGACGGCGCUCAUCCAAAUCCUCACUUGGCUAUACAAUGACCUUAAGGGGGGCGAUGAGAACUGGAUCUUGCGGAAUGCCACAAUAGCAGUCGCUUUCGGGUUCUUCAACCUCGGUUCCCUUAGGAUUGCGCACGGAUCCUUCGCGCACUAUACGCUUACAGACACGGGGACCAUAUGGAUAGCCAUGGUUAGUGGCGUCAUAUCGUCGACCAUACAUGUCCAGGAUCUCAAGGACCGAGAGGGAGAUGAAGUCAAGGGCCGCUCGACGGCCCCCAUAGUUUUGGGGGACCGGGUUUCUCGGUGUACCAUUGCCAUCUCAGUAUGGACCUGGUCUCUGAUCUGUACUCAAUUCUGGGCCCUGGGGGUACGGGGGUUGGGUUCUACUAUAUUAGGCCUUAUUGUGGCAACUCAUUGUCUUGUUUCUUCUGGGAAAGCGGCCGAUAGGCUGACAGGGGAAUUAUGGGCACUGUGGAUAGUAACGUUGUACAUCAUGCCCUGCUUACACUAUGCGGCGAAUAUCGUAACAUCACAGGAACACUCAUAG